GUCAGUUCAGUUCAUUCAGUCGGGCCAUGAAGCAAAGCUCCGCGCAUUGUGGAUUUGCGCGUGUCGAAAGGGGAAACAGCAAAAACGCCAUUUUUUUCGAGUAACGGUGCGUGCGUAAUUUUAUCCGUUAUCUUUCCUCGACAAACAUUCGAACUGGGAAACAACAGGAAUUCCAUUUUUUCGAGUUAAGAUACUAAUCGAUUGGAAUUGGGAAUUUGCAUAUCCUUUAUACCGAAAGCAGUCAGGAGGAUUCUUUUCCGCCCCUGAAUUCCCUGAAGCGGGAGGAAGGCCGCCACGUUGGAAGGAAAACGGCUUUUCACGGCAGUUAAUAAAUUUUUAACUGGUUCAACAAUUGCCCGCGAGUUUCGCCAACUAAUGACGAGAAACGCGGCGGUGAGUGGCGAUGAACCCGACGAGGAGCAGGCGUCAGCGGUAGUCGCUGAAGGUGAGGAUCAGGAGACUCAAAACCAGGCGAUGCAGGAUGAUGGGCAACCAGGAGGCGAGGGCCACCACCUCAGCAGCGAAAAGCAACAAUCGACAGAGCAGUGUCGUCAGAGGCCGCGGAAAAAAUUGACGGACAAGCAACCACAACGAAGUGCUGCCAAUUCGCAUCCAGAGCAGGCGGAUGCGGACACGGACUCCAGCUCCUGCGAAGGCAUUAAAGUGGGUCAGCGGAGGGGCACGCGGGUGAGCUACGCUCAGAGAAACCUUCAUGGGGCGGAGCUGGAGGACUACGACUACGAUGGGGAAGGGGAGGGGGAGCGGGAGGAAGAUGGGGAGGAGGAAGAAGAGGAGGAAGAAUCCUACGACGACUACGAACAGUCCUCGAAACCGGAGGGACGUCGACCUUCUGCCCGAACCGCCUUGAGCGUCCGCAGCAGACGAAAGACGAAAACCCGUCAAAUUUGCUAUGCAUCCUCGGACUUGGAGCUGGGAAUUGGCGACGGACCCAACCUAAUCGACGGCGAGACCCUGCAUAAACGCCGCUGCAUCUCCAAGGGACAAAUGCGGGAAUUCCGGGAGGCCUUCCGGCUCUUUGACAAGGAUGGCGAUGGCUGCAUAACCAAAGAGGAGCUCGGCACAGUGAUGCGGUCACUGGGACAAUUUGCCAGAGUAGAAGAGCUGCAGGAGAUGUUGCAGGAGAUCGACGUGGACGGGGACGGGAACGUCAGUUUUGAGGAGUUCGUUGAUAUCCUGUCAAACAUGACGUACGAGGAUAAGUCAGGUCUAUCCUCCGCCGAUCAGGAGGAGCGGGAACUACGCGACGCCUUCCGCGUCUUCGACAAGCACAACCGGGGAUACAUAACAGCCUCUGACUUGCGAGCCGUGCUGCAGUGUCUGGGCGAGGAUCUCGACGAGGAGGACAUUGAGGACAUGAUCAAGGAGGUGGACGUGGACGGCGACGGGCGCAUUGACUUCUACGAGUUUGUCCACGCAUUGGGAGAACCGGAGGACUCGCAGGAGAACGACGACGAGGAUGUGGACACCACAUCGCCGCUGCCCACACCGAAAUCGGCCAUUUCCCUAAGCUACGAUUGAGGCUACCCGAGUUCGCUCUAUGUGCAUGUUGAUUGUCGAGAGAGGAAUCCAAAGUUUGAAUAAUAUAUUAAAUAGCUUAAAUUAAAAAACACGAACCGAUACAGAUGUUCACCAAUAAUCGAACGGCAAAGAUUCGAUAUGUAUGUAUGUAUUUCUUAUCAAUAUUUUUCAACUACUAAGCCAUAGUUAGUGAUGCAAUAUACGUGCCCAAUUUUUCGCCGAAAGUAAAACAAAGCAGCAUUAAAAAGAUAACGGUUCUUCUCAGGAACUGAAUAACAAAACCUGAACAAAAAACAAUAACAUUGAUAGAUUUUCGUGCAAUGAGAAAAUAUUAUGUAGCGCGUCAUAAGAUUAGCGCCCCUGCAUAGCUCCGUUUCUUCUUAUGUUCUGUAUUUAAAUACAAAUCUAGAAACAACAAACUGUAUUCCAUAUAAACUUUUCAUUUAUAGAAUUGUUCAUCUUUAAAGGGAAAAAAAAUGGAAAAAAUUUCCAAACCUCUCGCUAAAACAGUUUUCUAAAUAUUUCACAUCUAAAUAAAGGGGCGCUAACCUGGUGACGCGCAGUGUAUGUCUAUAUAUAUAUAUAUUUCUAUAUAUGUAUAGAGCUAUUGAAUAAUCGAAUACAACAAAUUAACCGACAAACGAUUUACUUUACAUCGAUCUUUACGGGAAACUAACUAACUCCAAUUUUAAAUCGCUGUCUUUACCUAUUCACCAAAGUCCAAAUAAAAAUCAAAAGUAAUCUUAGUGCGAUAAAUAUAACUUACCAAAUAUAUUAUAUCCGUGGACUUAUCCAACUUAGAAGCACAAAUACACAUAUUUCAAGACAUAUCAUUGAAGACGCCUCUGUAAAUGUGUUUUUUAAAUCCAACUGAUAUAUAUUUAAAUAUACUUAUACUUGUCAAUCUAUCCGUGAGUUCCUUU
Messenger RNA from Drosophila melanogaster (fruit fly), 2462 nucleotides. RefSeq lists its product as uncharacterized. The coding region runs from base 376 to 1539 and encodes 387 amino acids. NCBI's taxonomy places the organism in Eukaryota, Metazoa, Arthropoda, Insecta, Diptera, Drosophilidae. The transcript is spliced from 5 exons. Gene Ontology annotation, molecular function: calcium ion binding. The record is from RefSeq and is marked reviewed.